Manduca sexta (tobacco hornworm) is the source of this 2121-nucleotide messenger RNA. RefSeq lists its product as uncharacterized. NCBI's taxonomy places the organism in Eukaryota, Metazoa, Arthropoda, Insecta, Lepidoptera, Sphingidae. Bases 309 to 1931 code for a protein of 540 amino acids. The record is from RefSeq and is a predicted model, not a curated record. The transcript has 2 exons.
GCCACACAUGCACAUCAAUAUUUAGGUUUAUCUAGAUCGGUGUGUACUCUUCAGUUUACGUCGGCGUCCGCUCUGUAAAUAAUUCCCGCGCUAUACUUACUACAAACCAGAAUCCGCAGUCAAUAAACUUACAAUUAGCAUAGUGCAAACUGAUAAAAAACAACCAUUUCUCGGUCCAACGUUAGCCGGGGAAUUAUCUUGGGAUGAUGUUCAUUCGCAACAGAUGUGACAUUUUUAUUGCGCGCGUUACAUUGUGUGUGUUGAUAAAUCUGUACGCGCAGUGAGAAAAGGACGCCAUCGAGUCUGGAAUGGCUUACGCGAAUAUUUUAUUGGUCUCCGCUGUGUUUCUGCAAUCAGCUAUCGGUGUGAGAAUAAACUUCACCAGUUGUCAGAACCCGGAAUGGUCCUGUAUGAACAAUGAUAUUGUGUACAGCUGUUCAGUCGUCAGGAGUAAUGACUUUAUCAUACAUCUAAAAGACUUUUACACGGAUUACAUAACGAGCGUGACGGUGCAAAAUUGCAAAGACUUAAGGAUCGUUUUGGACUGUCCAAUAUUACAGAGAGCGUCGCGUCUCCAACGAUUCAAAAUAAAGGACAUCGAACGGUUGGAAUUUGUGUCUCUGUCUAAUACUUCGUUACUACAAACACCUCCGGAGGUGACGAUAGAAAAUGUAAGUGAAGUAAUAUCGUUGCCAAGGAAUUUUUUUAAGAAUCCGAGCACACCAAAUGAAAUGAAAUGUUUGGGCUCUGCGACCUUGAGAAAGAUUCGCGUCGUCAACACUAAGAUAAACUCGAUAAACACGAGAGCGAUUCAUAACGUGGGCGGCGUGAAAAGUAUUGAGUUCGACAACGUCACUAUAGGAGACAUACAAAACCAAGCAAUAGAAGCCAUCUUAGGCUACGACAAUACAGUCUUCUCCAUACUGAAUAGCAAGAUUGAAAAUCUCCGACACAAAGCCAUUACGGUCCAAAGUGCGACGACGAUUGUAUCCGAAAAUACAAUUAGUGACGUAAUUACUCAUUCUAUAAACAUAACGUCGGACACUUUACGAAUUAUUGACAAUAGAUUUGAUGAUAUAAGUGGUUUGAUUGCGAAAGCGGUCUAUGUCGAUAUCUCAAGAAACGACAUUGCUGUUCUUAAGAGUAACGCACUCGCCAAUGUGAAGUGUUUGAGGAAAAGAACAGUUAGAAAACAAUUUAAAUUCUCAGGAAAUAAAAUAGAGAGAGUCGAACCACAUUCUUUAAUUUUCGAUUAUAACAGUUGCAAGUCUCCGGGCGCGACUGUCGCCUUUAAUAACAACUACCUCGACUGCACGUGUCGGAACAUCGCCUUUUUGAACUCGAGGACAUCUAGCGUGGAGCUCAACAAUUUGGUACUCGAUCCAGCUAAUAACAAUACGUGUUUGUCAGCGCCGUGCCUUCUGCCUGUCGAUAUAGUAAAGCUAUUAUUAGAAAGCGACAUGUGUCAAGUAAACCUUGACCCGCAGGUCAUGUGCCUCCUGUAUAACGAUAAGCAGGCGACUAACAACGAGGUUACAACCGACGAGGAUGUCACCGAACCAGCUCCAACGUUUUAUUUAAUACGACAAGCGAACUCGCCUAACGGAGACGCCAGCGCCGCCAUGACAGCUAUAAAUAAAGACGACCUUCUGAAAGACAGCCAUUUAAACAUGACCAACAGAACGGCUAUAAAAGUUGUUUUUGACUCAUCCAAAGACUUUGUCGAGACUCUACGAAGUACGAGCACGUCUCACAAAAGGCCUACAGAGGAGCCUAAAGUUCAGCCCAAUGAAGAAUACAUAAGUCGUUGCACGGGGACUCAGUGCAGGAACAACGUGGCGUACGACAGACAAAAAGCUUUAGAUUUCUAUAAAUACGUGUACGCUCAGUUGAGGCCGCCGAGGCCUAACGAUAAGAAAAAGAAAACUUAAUUGUCGUUAUUAUUUGGUAAUAAAUAAUACACACAAACAUUUUUUUGCAUACCUAUUCCAAUAAUAUUAAUUUUGAUAUAAUUAUUGUCUUACAAAGACACAGCGCGUUGAACACAAUCUUUUUUGUUUAUUAUUCAUAAAUUUAAUAACAAUGAAAUCAUCCAAUUACUGUAUUAAAAAAUAACAUCAA